UGCGCGAAUGCGAGAGGGGAUCCUUGGCUCGCUGGAGCAGCAGCUACACAACUUGAGAGGAAGUUUCUUCCCCGCGGGGUUAAUUUCGCGGGAGCGAAGAGCACUCGGGGAAAUUUUCCCGAUGGCGAGCGCGAGCGACAACGCGGUCUCCGUGGAAUCCUCGAAAAAAUCCGUGGACCUCGCGAAGAAGGAAUUGCGGUCGUUAUUGGGGAAAAUCGACGAGCUGGGCCUGCCCGUUAGAGCGUGGCGGCUGCUUCGCGCACGUUCCCGAUUGAAAGCGACGCGGAUGAAGCUACGCGCGAGGCACCUGUGGAUCUUGCUGAUCGCCACGUGGAUGACGGUGCAGGUCGCCCGGAAUCGCGCGCAGACCUAUCGACACACCAAGUGCUUGAUAACGGUGCCCUCGUUUACGCAAAAAGUUUUCCGGCCGCCGGAAGACUGCUCGAUCUGCCAGGACGUUCAACAGGUUGACAAGCUCGCCGCCAUCGAUCCAGCGAUUUUCGAGCAACGCUACGCGUAUUCCGGCAAGCCGGUGGUGAUCAUGGACGCCAUGGUGAACUGGACCGCGCCCAAAGUAUUCUCCUUCUCGUUUCUCAAGACGCUCUAUCACGGCGAGAACGCCAACUGCCAGUUCUUUCCGUACAAGACGGAGUUUCAGAGCCUGCAGGACGUCUUCGACAUGAGCACCAGCCGAGCCACGAUGGAGAAGGGCACGAAGCCCUGGUACGUCGGAUGGAGCAAUUGCGACGACAAGAUCGGCGCUAUACUGAGACAGCACUAUCAGAGGCCGUACUUCCUCCCCGUGACCGCCGAGAGCGAGAAGACGGAUUGGAUUUUCAUGGGCAGCCACGGAUACGGCGCCCCGAUGCACGUGGACGACGUGGAGCAUCCCUCCUGGCAGGCGCAGAUAAAGGGUGAAAAAUUGUGGAUUUUGGAGCCGCCGCGGGAGUGUCAUUAUACGUGCAAGAGGCUGGAAGUGAUAGUGCAGUCCGGCGAAAUAAUCGUUCUGGACACGAAUAGAUGGUACCACCAGACGAAAAUCGUGUCUGAAGAUAUGAGCAUCACCAUUGGAGCCGAGUACGACUGAAGCUGCUGCAGCUUACGUAUUCGUGUAAUUGUGUGACUCGUUAGUCCGUUCGUUCGUUCAUUGUAGCAAUGGUAAACGCAAAGUAAUCCACGCGACAAGCCGAACGAGAGUCCUUGUGUGUAUGUGUGUAAAUGUACAAAUGAAAUAAAGCGCGU
Messenger RNA from Dinoponera quadriceps, 1242 nucleotides. RefSeq lists its product as uncharacterized. NCBI's taxonomy places the organism in Eukaryota, Metazoa, Arthropoda, Insecta, Hymenoptera, Formicidae. Bases 8 to 1087 code for a protein of 359 amino acids. The transcript is spliced from 7 exons. The record is from RefSeq and is a predicted model, not a curated record.